This is a messenger RNA of Pyrus x bretschneideri (Chinese white pear), 873 nucleotides long. Its product is annotated as dnaJ homolog subfamily C member 17-like. The record is from RefSeq and is a predicted model, not a curated record. NCBI's taxonomy places the organism in Eukaryota, Viridiplantae, Streptophyta, Magnoliopsida, Rosales, Rosaceae. Gene Ontology annotation, molecular function: RNA binding.
AUGGAUGUCGACGUUGAUCACUAUAAGGUUCUUGGUUUACCUUCCAGCGAGGAAGGCUCCAAGCUUACAGAGAAUGAUAUUAAAAAGGCAUAUCGAGCGAAGGCUUUGGUGUUGCACCCUGACAAGAGGCCCGAUGAUCCUGAUGCCCCGGCCAACUUCCAGAGUCUCAUGUCAUCCUAUGAGAUACAAGAUGAGAAGGCCAGGAAACUGUUUGAUGAUUUACUCAGAGUUAAGAGAGACCAGCAGCGCCGCCAUUUGGAACGCGAUUCCAAGCGACAAAGGAUGGUCUCUGAUCUUGAAGCAAGAGAACGAUCUGCCUUUGCUUUAGAUGCGGCUGCCAGAGAUAGAGCAGAAGAGGAGAGAAUCUCUAGGAAGCUUAAAGAAGAGAUUGAGAGAAUACGUAAGGAGCAUGCAAAGAAAGGGGCGGCAACUGAUUCUGCUCCCAAGAAAGAGACUGUUGGAGUUGGCAACGGAAAUGUGGGUGGUGCAAAGAUGGGGUUGGAUGAGGAGAAGAUGCUUAAAGUUUCGUGGGAAAAUGUUGGUGAAGGCUAUACGGCAGAAAGGUUGAGAGGUUUGUUCUCGGUGUUCGGUGAGGUUGAAGAUAUUGUCAUCAGGGGCAAGAAGAAGAAAGGUUCGGCUCUUGUUGUGAUGACGACUAAAGAUGCAGCUGUUGCUGCAACAGGAACUCUGUUAGGUGAUCUUUCUAAUCCAUUGCUGGUUAUACCUCUUAAAUCAGUUUCAGUGACUGAUGCUCCACCAGUUCAGAGGCCUGAGGAACCUGAUCGACUUAACCAUUUGGUUGGGGCUGGAUAUCAAUCGUUUGAAGAUUCUGUUUUGCAGAAACUCAAAAAGGCUGGGCAGAAGCAAAAAUAG